This is a messenger RNA of Hemicordylus capensis (graceful crag lizard), 6311 nucleotides long. RefSeq names its product solute carrier family 39 member 10 (gene SLC39A10). Bases 202 to 2820 code for a protein of 872 amino acids. The record is from RefSeq and is a predicted model, not a curated record. Gene Ontology annotation, cellular component: membrane. Lineage: Eukaryota; Metazoa; Chordata; Lepidosauria; Squamata; Cordylidae. Gene Ontology annotation, biological process: zinc ion import across plasma membrane; positive regulation of B cell receptor signaling pathway; intracellular zinc ion homeostasis. The transcript has 10 exons. Gene Ontology annotation, molecular function: zinc ion transmembrane transporter activity.
GCGGGAAGGAGGCAAGCGCGAGCCGCGGUGUUGGCCGCCGGGCGGGAAGGGGAAAGGGAGGGGGAGCAAGCCGCAGCAGCCGCCGCCGCGGUGAGUGGCGGCCCGGAAGAUCCGGAGGGGUGUGCGCUGCAGCGUGGGGCGCCGCCGCCGCCUGCCCCCAUACAAUGCUUUCUCUCGCCUAGCCUUAAUUCCAAGUCGCCUAUGGCGACCAGGCGAGUGGUUAAGGCGAAGACUGAGGAAACAGAAAUGAAGGUACAUAUGCACACACAAUUUUGCCUCAUUUGUUUGCUGACAUUUGUCUUUCAUCAAUGCAACCAUUGCCACGAAGAAGGGCAUGACCAUGGUCCUGAAAAGAGUCACAUUCACAACCACAGUGACUAUCAGAUCUCUGAGGUACCAUAUCUCCACAAUGGAAGGACAGAACCUGCACCAAGUAAGGCUGAAGAUGUACAAAAAUACUACAUUGAAAAACUCUUUGACCGCUAUGGUGAAAAUGGAAAACUCUCAUUUUUUGGUUUGGAGAAAUUGCUGACGAGUCUUGGCCUUGGAGAAAUAAAAGUAGUGGAGAUAAAUCAUGAGGAUAUUGGCCACGAUCAUGUUUCUCACUUAGAUGUGUUAGAGGUACAAGAAGGAAAGCAUUCUCAUUCCCACAACCAUCCUCAUUCCCAUAGUCACUCAAGUUCAGAAAACCAGACUGUGAAUGAAGGGCCUACCAAAAAAAGCCAGAAGUGUGACCCUGAGAAAGAAGUAAUGGAGUCAUCUUUAAAACGUGAUGGUAGACACAGACAUGACCAUAAUAAUCUCAGGCACCACCACCAAGACCAUAAUGGUACUCACCGUUCUCAUAAUGAUUCCAUUAGUGCCAGUGACCAUGGGGAGCCAAGUCAUGAGCCUUCAACGGAAACCAACACUACUCAAGAACAGCCUGAAAAAAAGCCACGUAAGCACAAUAAGAGACGGAAAGGGAAAGAGAAAGAGAAAAAGAAAAACAGUGAUCCUUCACUAGACACAGUUCCAGAUCAUGAUUCCAAUGAGCAAUACGAACACAAUCAUGUUCACAAGAAUGACCAUGUACAUGAUGCCUCUCUCUCACGUGUACAAACUCAUGAACACGAUAAUGACCAUGCAGCUACUCAUGGGCAUCAAGAGCCAAAUCCUGCCAGUGGAGAUGGGUAUCACCAUGCCAGCAAGCGUGAAGCACCUCCUCAGCAGAUUAGCACGAAGGAGAGUACCACAUUUCCUUCUCACCGCCAUAAGGAGCAUAGCGAAGAGCGUCACCAAGAACAGUGUUUAAACGUCACACAGCUGCUGAGGCAUUAUGGCCUUCAUACCAAUUCUCCAGUUUCCCCCAGUUUGUUUACAUACCUCUGCCCUGCAUUGCUAUAUCAGAUUGACAGGAGACUCUGUAUUGAACAUUAUGAUGAGCUGCUGAUUGAAGACUUUAGUAAAGGAAAAAAUGCAUCAGUUGGAAAUACAAAUAAAACAGAUGCACCAGCCUGGAUUUGCGGCAUCAUUUCUAUCACGGCCAUUAGCCUGCUCUCCUUGCUAGGUGUGAUCUUGAUUCCUAUUAUUAACCAAGGGUGCUUCAAAUUCCUCCUGACCUUCCUGGUUGCUCUUGCUGUAGGAACAAUGAGUGGAGAUGCGCUCCUCCAUCUGUUGCCACAUUCACAAGGGGCCCACAACCACAGUCAUCAUGAGGGCCAAGGUCACCAGCACGAACACGCGCACGAGCACCGGCAUCUUCACAGCCAUUCCCAUGGGCAUGGAGCAAUGGCUCAAAGCUUUCUAGACGAGUAUGAUGCUGUACUGAAAGGGCUGGUGGCGCUUGGUGGGAUCUACCUUCUGUUCAUCAUUGAGCAUUGUAUAAGAAUGUUCAAGCACUACAACAAAGAAAAGACUAAACAGAAAUGGUGUAAGAAAAAACAGAAGGCUGAUGAAUCGUCAAUUGGGAGGAAACUUUCAGAUCACAAGCUAAACAGACCUGAUGCUGACUGGCUUCAGCUCAAGCCUCUAGCAGGACCAGAUGAUUCUGUCUUAUCCGACGAUCGGCUUAAUGAAACAGAAUUAACUGACCUAGACGGCCACCUUGACUCCUUGCCAAAGACCUUCCUGUCGGUAGAAGAAGAAAACACUAUGCUCCAUUCCCACAAUGACGUCUCCCAUGUCAUUCAAGACAACGAUCUCCCUGAUGUGGAGUACGAAAGCAACCACCGAGAGGAUACAGUUGUAGUGAGGAAGCACAACCACCUUUGGUCACACAAACACUCGCAUCAUUCUCAUGGACACUGCCAUUCCGGCCAAGACAUGAAAGACACUGGAAUAGCAAAUAUUGCUUGGAUGGUAGUAAUGGGAGAUGGUAUCCACAAUUUUAGUGAUGGCUUGGCCAUUGGUGCAGCUUUCAGUGCUGGCUUGACGGGAGGCAUUAGUACAUCCAUAGCAGUAUUUUGUCAUGAGCUUCCCCAUGAAUUGGGUGACUUUGCUGUGCUCCUGAAAGCAGGCAUGACUGUGAAACAGGCCAUUGUUUACAACCUCCUCUCAGCCAUGAUGGCUUAUGUAGGGAUGAUGAUAGGGACCGCUGUGGGGCAGUAUGCGAAUAACAUCACCCUCUGGAUCUUUGCCGUCACUGCUGGCAUGUUUCUCUACGUAGCCCUGGUAGAUAUGCUUCCAGAAAUGCUUCAUGGGGACGGUGACAAUGAGGAGCAUGGCUACUGUCCUGUUGGGCAGUUCAUUCUCCAGAAUUUAGGGCUUCUCCUGGGAUUUGCCAUUAUGUUGGUGAUUGCCCUUUAUGAAGACAAAAUAGUGUUGGACAUCCAGUUUUGACCAUUUCCAGUACUUAACUGUGGCUGCAACAACAUUACUGGAUGGCUUUCGGUCUGCACUGUUGUACUGUAUGCACACUUGUUCCCAGGCAAAGCAGUGGCUUCUGCUGCUUGCAAGUACAGUAUUCUGGUGUCCGCAUAAACAAGCUCCUGCUUUCUAGCUAAAACAAAACACGAGGCCUGAUUGGAUGUGGUGCCGCUUCCCAAAGGUGAGCUCUAGAUCUUAAACUGUACAAUGGUGGACGUGGGACCCGUGAACAUGGAAGUCCCAGAAGCGGCUAGCAAAUGCAUUGUGUUCCAGUUUGCCAUGGCAGUGUGCAGCAGGAGUCAGACCCUUGCUGAAAAAAGCCUCUCAUGUUCUACUUGAGCAAAUGGUGAAGUGCACCCCUCUGCCCAGUGCCAGUACAAAAGCGACAUACCGUGCAGUCGUCUUCUGCAGAAGAGAUGAACUGUCUGUGGCCCUUGUUCCAGCCUUGUGCUCCGAGCUGGUUUCCCCUCCACCCCUACAGAACGUACAAGAAUUGACGCUGCAUGACUGGGGAGCACUCUGGGUGGGGGGGUGGGGUUUUUUCUUUCCCCCUCCCUCCUCUUUAUUUUUAAGUUAAGUGUUCCAAGCAUGUUGUUCAUAGAUGGCCUUAGGGCAGGAUGAGCAGCGCACACUUGCCCGUGACCUUGGCGUUUGCUCUGGGCCUUGCUUCCCAGUAAUCUUCGAUCAGCUGUUUUGCACUGGACUGCACGGUUGGUGACCAAAGCAAAACCAUGGAUUCUUCUGUUUUGUCUGCUUGCGAUUCCAGCGUCCUCCCCCUUGGCUCAGUCCUUGCCAGAGUCGCUGGCCAGUUCAGGGUCUCCAGCAGUCCUUGCCUGCAGCCUCUGCUAGACACCCCCUCCCACCCCCACCAGCUGUGCAGUGUGAUGCUCUUUUGGGCGGAAGGACUGCACAUCCAAAGGCUUUCCCUGUAUGUUGGUUCGUGUCAUGCUGUAUUUUGUCCUUUCGAAGCCCAAGGAAGCAGGCUGCAAAGUUCUCUAUGGGGCCUUGGAGGCCUAGGUUCCAUUUAUGGGGGUAGGUUGACAAGUGUUAGGUAUUUGAUGUUAGCUCGUAGCCGUUGUUAGCAAAAUGUCGCAUAGUUAAUGCCAUAGUUAAUAUUGCCAUAGUUAUUGCUAUUAAUAGUGGGUGUGUGGACCCUCGGGUCCUUUUGCUGCAGUAGCAUAAUAUGUAGCAGAUGCUACUUGAAACCGAAACUACUGAGCAGUUUGUGCUUUGAGUUUGUUGCUUUGCUCCUCUAAUGAAGCGCCUGCAUUGGAAUUCUUUGGUUGUGACAGCCAAACUUCUCACGUUCUAACCUUCAAAAAUCCAGGCUGAGAAGCACUGACCCUUGGAUCACAGCAGUGCCCCUCAGAGGCAGUCCUGGUGACUGUUUACAUAACUCCCAAGAACAGUUCUGAAUGUAUUACUUGAAUGCCUUGCCACCUGAGCUCAGAGCACCUGCCACUGCUGAGAAUGAGGAGUGCACUAGAUGCAGCCCACGUCCAGCUUUUGCUGUGCUUUGUUUUUAAUAUGUAUCUUUUAGGUACUUGGGGGGGCCUUGUUCCUGUGUUACCCCUGCAGUGUGGGAGCAGAUAUAGUGCGGGCCCUGGAAAGGAUCUCCAAGGUCGUCACAGAGGAGGAGCCAGCAGGGGGGCUUCCUGGGAGCUGGCUUGCUGCUGCUGCUGCUGCUCCACUGCUGACUCCACCCAUGUGACUGGAGAGGGGGUCCUGGGUUUCUCUCUACAGUGGGAGGAGCCACACUGCUGAGGUCAUGUAGGAGCAGGCCCUUAGACUAGAAUAAAGCAGCUGUUGUUGAUUAGUGGUGCAUGUGGAUUGGGAGGAUAGGCUCAGCCAAAAGCCUUAACCUGCAGGAAUCAGCUUUAAUUGUUAGUGCCAAGCAGCUUCUAUUGCCAGGUACGGAUUGGCCUCUGUGCUCUGAUAUUGUGUGUUCAUGAGAAGUGCAAGCCCUGUUCAUCUUCCAGACGGAUGUGGUGGUGGUGGUGGUGGUGGUGGUGAUAACGGUAUAAUCUAAUGGUCCUAAGCACGGUAAUUAGUGUGUUUCCUGCACACUGGUCUGUCUCCAUUCAUACCUCUUUGUGCAAGUUAAGUUGUGUGCGGAGUAUGCACAGCUUGGCUUGGCUCAUGCUAGAGGAGCUCCUAAAGAUGAAUGGCGGCCUUAGGCAGCUUUCUCACGAAGUUGAAACGAACCUCUCUAUGCUCCUGUUGAAUCUUUCUCGUCAUUCCUUCUUAUAUGACCACCAUUUGCUGCUUCAAAGGUAAACCAGACAGCUUGUGUUAGGUAGCAUAGUAUUGUGAGUAGAGUUUGACAACUUGACAUUUCCAAAUGGAGUUUUGACUCCUGCAGUCCAUUAACACAGAGAACUUACUGGAUCUCUGGGACUCAUACAGAUGUACACAUACAUGUAUUCCACCUACUUGGUCUUGUCCUUCUUCCCCCACCCCACUGAAGAGUGGAGCAACUGAAGGUUGGACUCCAACCCAGAGGAUGUCAUACUGAAGUCCCACUUGGAUGCAGUGGAGUGUACUUCCUCUGGUUUGAGGUUUCUGACUUCAUGUGGCAUAAAUCUGCCAACUAGACUGCGGGGUCCUUGUAUCACUGAAGUGAGAUUUUAGUCGGGAAAGUGGGGCAGGGGGACUGGUGUUUAAGGUUUAUUUUUGUAAUUAUGAAUAAAGCUUUCUCUACUUCAGGUAGUACCUCUUUCAUUUUGCUGGCAUGUGCUAUAGUGUAAUGUUGCCUAUCUAAAGAAAUGAAAAUUAGCUUUCGGUAAUAGAUAUUUGAAAGAGAGAAUUAAAACGCACAGGUCAUGUUGAGAAGUGCUAGGAUUUGUAUUUUACUUCAGAAUGCGUGUGUGUGUGUGUGUGUGUGUGUGUGUGUGUGUGUGUGUUACACUUUGAAGAGCAAUACAGCAGCCAUGGCUUCUCCUAUUUCCUCAAGUAUUGAAUUUCCUGGACAUUUUUAAAUGCAAGGUUUUAAGUCACAUUUGGUACAAUUGGGAUUCUGCUACAUUUCUACCUGGCUUCAUCAUUCCGUUCUGCUGGAGUCCAGUCUCAUUUAAUGUGUACUUGUUGGAGGGCAUAAAUGUUGUUUGUAUCUUACAAUGCUGUCACUGUGUGACAUCCCAUGAGAAUUUUGGUGUCAGUCACACUGCACUCAAUCAGCUGUGAUUAUUAUGCUUAAAAAAUGCUGUAGUAUCCUAGGAUGCAGUGUGAAUUCUUCUUAUGGUUGAAACAAUGUGAUUAUGGUCCUGAAAGAUAUUUGAGAUAUCAGCUUCUUUUUGGGGGUUUUGUUAUAACAAAAUCAAUUUUUUUUAAACAAACAAACAUAUAAAGCUGGAAAUGAUGACAUGCUGUUUUUGUUCAUUGUCAACAGUGUUGUGUUCAUUUUAUGUAUGUUCCUUAUUGGUAAGGAAUGUAAGAAAAAUAAAAUGACUGAAUAAGCAAAUACA